Molecule: messenger RNA, 3216 nt
Organism: Acipenser ruthenus (sterlet)
Lineage: Eukaryota; Metazoa; Chordata; Actinopteri; Acipenseriformes; Acipenseridae
Product: thioredoxin-like
Exons: 5
Coding region: 1838-2155 (105 amino acids)
Molecular function (GO): protein-disulfide reductase activity
Source: RefSeq, a predicted model, not a curated record
AGAAUUAUCCCGGGUUUAAAAGGCAUGUCGUAUGCAGACAGCCUAAAAGAAUUGAAUCUAUUCAGUCUAGAACAAAGACGUGGCGAUCUGAUUCAAACAUUCAAAAUCCUAAAAGGUAUAGACAAUGUCAACCCAGGGAACUUUUUUGACCUGAAAAAAGAAACAAGGACCAGGGGUCAAAAAUGGAGAUUAGCUGAAGGGGCAUUCAGAACAGAAAAUAGGAGGCACUUUUUUACACAGAGAAUUGUGAGGGUCUGGAACCAACUCCCCAGUAAUGUUGUUGAAGCUGACACCCUGGUAUCCUUCAAGAAGCUGCUUGAUGAGAUUCUGGGAUCAAUAAGCUACUAACAACCAAACGAGCGAGAUGGGCUGAAUGGCCUCCUCUCGUUUGUAAACUUUCUUAUGUUAUGUUCUUAUGUUCUUAUGCCUCUUUGCUUUCUUUCACAUCAUGUGUACGCGUAGCUGUGAGACAGACCAUAAAAUGACCAGUCUGUAUAACCCCUGGUUUAUAACUCCCACAUAUUAAUAUGAAUAACUUGCAAAUAGACAUUGCUUAAUUUACUCCUUAGCAUCAAGACUUUCAUGGGGUGCAACACCAUUCUUUUAUUUAUGAGUUUGUAUGUAGGAGUUAUAAACCAUUAUAUGAGGUAGCGUGCUGUACAAUGUAAAAGAGAAUAUUUAUGAGUACUUUGUGUAUUCAUAACUAGAGAUUACUAACAGGCAGUUGUAUUGUUUUAACAUUUUACCCCUACCAUGCUAAGAGAUACCAACUUAUGGGAUGUUAUGUGGUUUCUCCCAUAUGUAACCAGUUGAAUUUCUUUCUCAUUUAACAUUAAACCUUAAAAGGCAGGGGACAUCCCCUCAGAAAAAAAGAAUGGGGAAGCCUGAAAAGGGUAAAACAGCACAGCAGACACCCUCCAGUGCUACCAAAUACAAAAUAAGCUGAAUUAGUGUCUCAUUUAAUGUUAACCCUUAAAAGACAGGGGGUGCCAAAUAUUAGGCUGUAGCUGUAUACCAUAAAAAUAAUUAUAAUCAUAAUAAUAACAAUAACAACAAUAACAACCAUUGCUGUACAUGAAUUUAAAGGCAAAAAUACACGUCAGUGUUUGCCUUAAAUUACAUAGUGGAUAAAUAUUAGAAAUAAUUAUCACAACGAGUUUUGCCUUUCCCCAAUUUACCAUCUUUUCAUAAUUUGCACAAAAGUUUCUAAAAUGGCAAGUGAUGUGUGAGAUAGUAGGGAUUAACAUUAACAAAACAGGAUCAACAAAAUGCUGCUUCAGAUUUGGUAAGCGAGUCAGAAUCAGGAGAUACAGAUGUAGGUAUGCUUCACGCUUUUCAAACACUGGCCCAACUUGCAAGGUACAUGUUAAGUGUUUUAUUCAUUGGCACUCAAAUUGUCUACAUUUUUUAAAUGUUUACACCCGGCAGCAGAACGAGUACCUGCACUUUUCUGUUUAGAAUUUCACCCCUGGAUAAAUGUGUUGCAUUCUAUGGACACGCCUUGUGUUGAUGUCACCGUGUAAGUGAAAAAAGGCUUGGGGUCUUUUUUGUUUGUUGUUGUUUUUAGGCCUACCUACUGUCUUGACACAACAUAUUAAACUCCUCGUGUUCUGCCCGGUGGAUCCCUGCCUCCAUCUCAUGAGAUUACUAAUACUAAACAGUGAGGGGCAGCAGGUGCUCCUCCUACUAUUAUAAAGAGACUCCGUUUUAAUUAAAAGAAAUCCAGGCACUCUUAACCCAGUAGCGGAUCAAAAAUAAAGGAAGAAUAAUCGAGACAGAUUUUUUCAUUCCAGCUUUAGUGCUUUUUGUAUUACCUUAUACAGUACUUGAGAGAAAAAUGGUCCAUGAAAUCGAGGAUAAGGAUCAGUUUGACAAAGCUCUGAAGAAUGCUGGUUCUAAACUGGUCAUUGUGGAUUUCACAGCUACGUGGUGUGGGCCAUGCAAAUCAAUUUCCCCCUUUUUUUAUGCACUUGCUGAAAAAUAUAAAGAUGUCGUGUUUCUAAAAGUUGAUGUGGAUGAGGCUCAGGAUGUGGCUGAAGCGUGUCAAAUCAAGUGCAUGCCAACAUUCCAGUACUACAAAAAUGGCAAAAAGAUCGAUGAGUUUGCAGGAUCAAACAGGGAGACGCUAGAACAAAAGCUUAUGGCUAAUAAAUAACAGUAUAUUAACAAAAAAAAUAGAAUAUUUUAUAUUUUGUGUUCUAAUUUGAUACUAAAGGAAUCUUCAAACUUUACAAUGAACUCUUUUUGUUGUUGUUGUUGAUUCACAUCACUGCAGUACUCUUUAUUUCAUUGUGAAAUUACACUACAUGCACUCACUCUUUGGGCUUUAUUCAUAGAUUUUGUGAACAAUGUUCAAUAAACUAGUUCUAAGCUCCUUUCACACUGACACUCCUACCCAGGGCCCGACCCGGCUUCUGUCUACCCAGGUCACAAUCCUGCAUAGUGUGAAACCACGUACCUGAGUCAUACCCAGGUUAACACAGGUCCCAGCAACCCACCUCAGGAUGUGGGUCGACACGCUUUGACUCGGGUUGAGCAAGACAAAAUGCAUGACGGCUGUUCGUAAGCCGACAAAAUAACAAACAGCCACGACUGCAUGAAGGUUUCACUUCCUCAAGCAACAUUUCUGUUUAUUCUGUUUUGUCAUAUUUUUAUUGAUUGAGACACACCAUGAGCCAGAUUGCAGCAGGGAUAAAGAAACAUUUGCUAUUUUCAACAUUUGUGCCGACAGUUCAAUCCAGAGAAGCUUGGAUGGAAGCGUCAGUAACAAGCUGCUUCUUGGGCAUUGAUACGCGUAUUGUGCACUUGCAUCUGUCACCCAGGUCAACCCUGCUUCAUCAAAAUGACACCAGGUUCUGACUCGGGUAGAGCAUGCCAGUGUGAAAGGGGCUUUAGACUGGUGGCUUAUUGAAUAUGGAAAGUGUCAUGAAUGUCACUUUAUUUGUUCAUGAAAAUUGACCUUAAAAAAAGAAUCCCCCGACAUUCUUUAAAAUGUUGUCAGAUUUAGAUUCAAUUAAUAAAGAAAUGCUUGGCUAUCUGCCAGAUUUUGAAGUCAUAUCGGUGAAAGUGACCAGGAAAAUGUAAUUAUUUAAUUGUAAAGCUUUUAUGUAUUUCUAAAUUAUAUUUUCUGACCAUGGAAAGCUGUUGUGGCAAACAAUAACUGAAUAUAUUAACUAGACUGUCAUGCAGACCUGAAUAAAAAGUUUUCAAAGGCCA